Messenger RNA from Cyanidioschyzon merolae strain 10D, 786 nucleotides. RefSeq lists its product as hypothetical. The record is from RefSeq and is a predicted model, not a curated record. Gene Ontology annotation, biological process: vesicle budding from membrane; late endosome to vacuole transport via multivesicular body sorting pathway. The transcript has a single exon. NCBI's taxonomy places the organism in Eukaryota, Rhodophyta, Bangiophyceae, Cyanidiales, Cyanidiaceae. Bases 1 to 786 code for a protein of 261 amino acids. Gene Ontology annotation, cellular component: multivesicular body.
AUGUUCUGGAAAAAGAAGGCACCUCCUAUAACACAAGAGGAAUACCAGAGUCGUCUGAAUAGCCGCAGCGAGCUGGUUCGAGGCAAGCUGGAGACGAUAGAGAAGGAGCUCUUUCGUUGUCGGCAGCAGAUGCGGACGGCACCAAAGGGAAGCGCUGCCUACCGCACGGCCGAAGCACGCGCCCUGCUCUGCUUGAAACAUCGGAAAAUGCUCGAAAACCAAAUGGGGGUCUACACAAACCAAACGCUAACAAUGGAUCAGGUACAGUUUGCGAACGAAAACCUCCGUAUGGCGCGAGAGUCUGAGCAGCAAAUGCGAGUCUCGCGGAAGCAGCUUGCAAAGCAGCUCAAACAUACGAACGUGGACCGUCUUGAGGACGCUGCAUAUGAGCUUGCAGACGUGCUUCAGGAUACAGACGAGGUGCAAGAGGUUCUCGGACGUUCCUACCACGUUGACGCCGAAUUUGACGAUGUGGAGCUUUUAGCUGAGCUUGACUCCCUCGAGUCGGAAAUGGCACAGGACCAAAUGAUGCGUACAGAAAAAGGUUCCGUUCCCGUGUAUCUCCAGGAUCAUGAAGAACCUGUGGAGGAAUCCUCUAGGAAUGCGCCUUGGCUUGGUGAAUCGAAGUGGUCUCCUGAAAUGGAACUGGCAACACGCGCGCCACCUGUACCACGUGAUCCGCUACCGCGUUCCACAGUAGCUGGGGAAGCAGCUUCCGGACGGUCUCAUGCACCUCAAGCAAACGAGGAUGAACUUGCUUCCCUGAGACGCAGCAUGGCGGUCUAA